ACUGACAAAAUCCACAUAUCAAUCCUCUCAACCGCUGUAUUGGCCGUUAAAAGGAAAUGAACCAACACUUGACUCUUUGUACAUAGCUCAAGAACAAAGAUUUCAAAAGCACCAAAACUGAUGCUUCUUGUAGCAAAUUCAAGCCAAGCAUGGAACUUAGCACACCCAACACUAAAUCUCUCUCAGAAAUGCAAAACACAAGUGGACAUUGAUCAAUUUCAUGCUCAAUUGAUAACCACAGGACUUGUAAAAAAUCCAUUUUUGACCACAAAACUUAUCUUGAAAUUCUCUUCUUCCCCUCACACACCCAUCAUUGAAUUUGCUCGGUUUCUCUUCUUUUCUGACGAUUUCUGUUGUUCAAAUCGAAAUAGAAAAGACCCAUUUCUGUGGAAUGUGAUAAUGAAGUCAUUUUCACAUGGAAAUGACCCAUAUAAGGCUUUUGAAGUGUUCUGUUUGAUGCUUGAAAAGGGGGUCUAUGUGGAUGAGUAUUCGUUAUCUAUAGUUUUGAAAGCGUGUUCAAGAAUGGGUUUUGUUAAGCGGGGAAUGCAGGUUCAUGGACUAUUGAGGAAAAUAGGACUUGUGUCUGAUGUGUUUUUGCAAAAUUGUUUGAUUUCCAUGUAUGUAAGGUGUGGGUUUGUUGAGUAUGGUCACCGCGUGUUUGAUAGAAUGUUUAUGAGAGACUCUGUUUCGUAUAAUACAAUGAUUGAUGGGUAUGUGAAAUGUGGAAUGCUUGGUGUUGCUUGUCGUUUGUUUGAUUUUAUGCCAAUAGAGAUGAGGAAUUUGGUUUCUUGGAAUGCUAUGCUUACUGGUUAUGUCAAAUUGGACCAAGGGUUUGAUGUUGCUUGGGAGCUGUUUGAUAAAAUGCCCGAAAGGGAUUUGGUUUCUUGGAAUUUGAUGCUUUAUUGUUGUGUUAAAAGUGGAAAUGCUGAAAAGGCUACUGCUUUGUUUGACAUGAUACCGAAGAAGGAUGUAGUCAGCUGGGCAAUAAUGGUAGAUGGGUAUUCAAAAAUUGGUAAGAUUGAUAUUGCAAGACAUUAUUUUGAUGACAUGCCUCUAAGGGAUGUGAUUUCUUGCAAUGCUAUUAUGGCUGGAUAUGUCAAGAAUGGCCACUACCUUGAAGCAUUAAAAGUGUUUCAUGAUAUGUUAAGAGGGAGUAGGCUGGCUCCUGAUAGUACCACCUUGUUGAUUGCGCUUUCUGCAGUUGCUAAGUUAGGUUACAUUGAUGAAGGGAUUGCACUGCACUGUUAUAUAGAGGAGAAUGGGUUUCUUGUGGCUGGAAAGCUUGGUGUCGCAUUGAUAAACAUGUAUGCAAAAUGUGGCAGUGUAGAUAGUGCAAUGGGCUUGUUCAAUGACAUCCAAGAAAAAACCGUUGAUCACUGGAAUGCUAUGAUUGGUGGAUUGGCCAUUCAUGGCUUCGGGGACCUAGCUUUCCAAUUGUUCAUGGAGAUGGAAAGACUUUCAUUAGAUAUAGAUGAUAUCACAUUUAUUGCAGUUUUGAAUGCUUGUGGUCAUUCUGGACUGGUAAAGGAAGGCAUGAUCUGUUUUGAGAUCAUGAGAAGGGCACAUCAUAUGGAACCUAAGCUCCAGCAUUAUGGAUGCAUGGUUGACAUCCUUAGUCGAGCAGGACAUGUGGAGGAGGCCAUAAAAUUUGUCGAUGAAAUGCCAAUCUAUCCUAAUGAUGUAGUUUGGCGGACGUUGCUAAGUUCAUGUAGGAAUCAAGAAAACGUUCACAUUGGAGACCCAAUGGAUAAGCAAUUAGUUGGACUAAAUUCUCAUAAUUCAAGUUCCUACGUGCUUUUGUCUAACAUAUAUGCUCAAUUUGGUAAGUGGGACUAUGUUAGAAGGGUUCGAACAAUAAUGAAAGAAAGGGACCUGAAGAAAAUUGUUGGCAGCAGUAGGAUUGAGCUCCAAGGAAUUGUCCAUGAGUUCUCUGUGGGAGACAAAUCCCAUGAUCAAUUUGAAGAGAUCUAUUCCACAUUACAGAUGGUUUGUGUAUAGCUGUGAAGUCAAAUUUAACUAGUCAUUAGCAUCUUUUAGCUCUAGACAGGGAAAUUAUUCUAAGCUGUUCCUCUGUAAUUAGCAAAGCACCAGGAAAAACAAUCCUGGAACUUGUAAAUUUAAGUCAAUGUAUCUAAUAAGAGAAGUUCAAAAUAGAACUGCAGUUUAAACUC
Messenger RNA from Solanum dulcamara, 2171 nucleotides. Its product is annotated as pentatricopeptide repeat-containing protein At2g45350, chloroplastic. Gene Ontology annotation, molecular function: RNA binding; protein binding. Gene Ontology annotation, biological process: RNA modification. The record is from RefSeq and is a predicted model, not a curated record. NCBI's taxonomy places the organism in Eukaryota, Viridiplantae, Streptophyta, Magnoliopsida, Solanales, Solanaceae. The transcript has a single exon. Bases 121 to 1998 code for a protein of 625 amino acids.